Messenger RNA from Rubroshorea leprosula, 956 nucleotides. NCBI's taxonomy places the organism in Eukaryota, Viridiplantae, Streptophyta, Magnoliopsida, Malvales, Dipterocarpaceae. The record is from the annotation of a GenBank genome assembly.
UUUGCCUUGAUAACACCUAAAUUUUAAAACGCUUUCUUAGUCUUCUUCGCCAUUUCUGGAUUUCUCCUUACGAUAAAAAAAUUUUACAACUUUUAUUUAGUCUUCUUCGCCAUCUUUAGAUUUCUCCUUGUUCGUUUUUUAUCACCAUCUCCAAACCAAGAAAGGUUGAUCUCAAAUUAUUCGGGAAAAAAAAAGACUGCAAGAUGAGAGAGAAACCGGGCAAGAAAGAAAGCAAAUUGAGCAAAUGCCUGAAAUUACCCAUUAGGAUUCUGACCAGGGCCAGGGAUUUCUACAUAAAGAGCAUCACCGAAUACUCCGACCGGAUUGGUCACGGCACCGCCAUGGGCUGCCCAACCGGCCAUCUCAAUACUCUGCCUCGGAGCUUCAGCGUCAGCUCAACAAAAUCAACCACCGGUGAUGAAGACUUGAGGGAGCUAAUCAGGGCAGCCUCCAUCAGGAGUUUAGGAAACAAGAUUCAGGCAGACCUUCUCCAGCAACAGCAGGGGGGACAAUCCACCAAAACUGGUCCUUAUAUUGUUCUCAGGAAUCAGAGCAUCGGGAUUGGGAGAAUUGAUGAAGACAAGCCCUGUGAGUUUGGAGAAGAUAUUAAUGUUCAGAGCACUAUCUUCCCAAGAAGCUUGAGCUAUGCUGCUGUUGGUAAGAAGAAAGGUACAGUUUUAUGAACAGAAGCUACACAGGCCUCUGAUUUUACCUCUUAGACUCUGCUUUGUCAAUUCUUAUAGUAUGUCCUUUCGGUUGUUUCUUGGUUGUACUAUAGAAUGUUUGAUACUACGUACUUCAAUUAUCCAAUGUUUUUCUCACAUUGAACUGUGGAUAUGUAUUUGUCUUCUUCUGUUUGGAUUCUGGUAUUUGAAUUUUGAUUGUAAACAAAGAAACGUUACUUGGCAUCCAUAAGUUGUGUUUGGUUACAUGGAAAAUAAAGCUUCACCAGAAUC